This is a messenger RNA of Colletotrichum truncatum, 627 nucleotides long. RefSeq lists its product as uncharacterized. Lineage: Eukaryota; Fungi; Ascomycota; Sordariomycetes; Glomerellales; Glomerellaceae. The record is from RefSeq and is a predicted model, not a curated record.
AUGGCGAACUGGUCUCCUACCAGCAAGGAGAUAGUUCAAUGCUAUGAGUCGAAGGGUGCUUCUACGAAGUGUGCCCGUUGCGCCGCCAUGAAAGGCGGUAAGGUGUGCGUUCCUGCCACCCGACAAACUCUCCUCGCCGCCCAGCGGCUUAAAGAAGUCAUGAAGGAGGCCGCUCACAAGGUCUCCAUCAAAGACUGGUGGGAUGCUGAGAAGGACGAGGUAGUCCUGGCGCAGACCGCGGCCAAAAAGGCCCUUCAGAAGAAGAAGGACCUCGUCAACAAUCCCGAAAAGCGCAAGCGGGAGGAGGAGAAGAGCGAGCUGCUCCUCCGGGAGCGCGAGGUCGCAGCGGCUGAGGACCUGGCGCGUCACACCAAGAGCCUCGUCCGUGCUCAGGAGCACAUCAACCGGUUCCUUCGGGACCAGCGUGCUGCCGAGACGGUGGCUCUUGACACCGCCCAGGCUCAACUGGUGGCCCUCCAGUCCAUCUCUGCGGCUCUGACCGCGCGCAACAAGAUGUACCAGAAAGUUCAUAUGGAACAACUCGCUGCGCCCUCCGAUGGGGAGGAGGAGGAGCAGGAUGUGGAGGAGGGUGGGGCUGCGGCCCAGGAUGACGAUGAGGAUGCUUAA